Messenger RNA from Drosophila willistoni, 465 nucleotides. RefSeq lists its product as uncharacterized. NCBI's taxonomy places the organism in Eukaryota, Metazoa, Arthropoda, Insecta, Diptera, Drosophilidae. The transcript has a single exon. The record is from RefSeq and is a predicted model, not a curated record. The coding region runs from base 1 to 465 and encodes 154 amino acids.
AUGAAUCGGCAUAUGUGGAUCUUCAUUCAUAUUCUAACUCUAGCAACUGCCACUGUGGCAAGCAAUUGUAAUCGAGUUCGUUCCAGUUGGAAUGACGAGGAUAACAUCAUCAGCGAUCAAUCCGGUCACAUCGAUCUCAGUCAAUUGAGUGACCAGCAAUUGGAUCAAUUGAUGAAACAACUGCAACAGAAAGUCGACACAAUGGAAUUUCAAAAUCCUCAAGACGCUUCAUAUCUGGAGGGCAAUGACGAUAAUGACGAUGAUCAUCGUGGCUCAAGUCGUCCGUGGAACAAAAUCCAGCGUAUCAUUCGACGUCAAUUGGUCCGCAUACCCAAACGAUAUCUAAAGAAAUUCUUGCGACAAUUUGGCUUGGCUCGCAGCGGCAGCAGCAGCAGCAUCAGUACCAAAACUUAUAAAACUGCCAUCAUUCAGCCCCAAUUGUAUUAUUUAAUACCGUUAGAUUAA